AUGGCUACUCCAGACGAAGAAAAUCCUCAAACCAUUGGGAAUAUCUUCUUGCAAGAAUCUGGACGAUCGAACACUUCAACUGCAGGGCAAGCGGACAAUGACAACUGCGUUAUUUGUCUCCAGAGCAUUAUAGACAGGACGAUACUGCCUCAGUGCUCUCAUGAUUGCCAUUGCUUUGCCUGCAUUCUCGAAUGGAUAAAGCACUCGAACAAGUGCCCACUCUGUGUCGCAGACAUCGGACCAUAUAUCAUACAUAAUGUGAGGAGUAAACACGACUACAAAAGGCACUUCAUAUCGCCCACUCUUUCUCCUAGAAACUCUGACCGUGCAUACUUGGUUGCGUCCAAUGUCACUCGAGAGCGAAGAGCAAGUAUGGCUGCCUUUCAGCGAAGCCAACACCGGAGAAGGGAAGAAGCGCGCCGAAAGCAAGAGGAAGAUGCUGCCUUGGCGAUGCGCCGAUAUGUUUACCAGAACGUCUUAUAUGCCAAGCACGUUGCGUCUAACAGAUAUACACGAUAUACGCCGCAUCCAUCUCCAGCACAGGUAUCCGCAUCUGCAGAGUUGCAGAGCCGAGCUACCGCGUUCCUUCGACGGGAACUACGCGUCUGGUCUAACCUUGACGUAGAGUUUUUGACGAGCUAUAUCGUGAUGAUGAUCAAAACACUCGACUUGAGAUCGGAAGGUGGUAUCAAGAUCCUCUCAGAAUUACUGGAUCCGAAUAUUCCGUACACAGAGGAGGGGAGGCAUCCAAACACAGAACAUCUAGCUCAUGAGCUGUAUAGUUUCCUUCGCUCCCCGUACAAAUCUGUCGAGAUGUACGACAAACAUGUCCAGUAUGAGACGGUCGUCGGGCGGCCAUCAAGACCUCUGGAAACAACAUCCCAAAGUCUUGAAACUAGAGGGAGUCAAUCCUCACCUCGUCUGGCAGAGAAUAGCAUUAAACAACGUCCUUCACGAUGGGACCAAAAACAUCCAACGGCGAAGCGACCACCUCCAACCAUCGAAUUGCCAGAAACCCGUAUUGAUCAGCAAAGCGAAGAGCAAGCGCAGUUUGAAAUGGGACGUGGCAACCUCAGAAGGGAUGAAAUGUCUGUACCGGCCUCUCAGCCGUCCGAAGAGCUGCGUCACGAGCCAUCUGAAACUCAAGGUCCAACCACACAGAUCAGUAUGGCAAAGAAACAGCACUUUUUAUCACGCCUUCAGGAAGAGAAGUCGCUAAUUGUCUCAAACCAAAUGGACGGGGAAGAGGGCUCGCCAGAUACUGCAGGUGCUGCACGGUCCUCUGGUAUUCAGAUACGUGGUGCGGCGGCGAAAGCCAGAGAAGGUGCACUGCAAAAGCUCGAGGAACGGCUCCGGUCACAAGCUCUUUUGCGGGUUCGUCUUACAAGGGAGAAAGCCGUGAUGCUCUCUCGAGCCCAUUCAGACACAAAGCCGGCUCCUAACAAUGCCAGACUGGAUAACGGCGAACAAUUUUCUUCUUCCCCAGUCGAAAAAGCGGAUUUACUAAAGGAGAGACUUCUUCGCGAGCGGCUUUUACUCAGUAGGCAAACGAGAGCAUAG
Serendipita indica DSM 11827 is the source of this 1560-nucleotide messenger RNA. Lineage: Eukaryota; Fungi; Basidiomycota; Agaricomycetes; Sebacinales; Serendipitaceae. The record is from the annotation of a GenBank genome assembly.